AUGCAUCACGAGCUGAUUAUCGCCUUUUUUCUUUUGAUCCUGGCACAGCCAGCGGCCGGCGUUGAAGUGAGUUCUUAAGGGAAAUUUAUUCGAAAAAAUAGUUCAAAAACGGUACAGUAGCUCUCUACAAUGACAGUAGCUCUGUAAAAUUGAGAACGGUUGGAAAUUCUAAAACUUAAUUGAAUUUCUUUCGCGGGUACUUCGAAGUUCCCAUUCCUCGCUAAAAACUGUCUCAAGGCUGCUAAAUAUACAGGAAACAUUGGAAAUGUCAAAAAGUGCCGCCAAGAAGAUUUCGUUUCGAGACCUAUAUCAAGCCUAUCAUUUUUCUAGAAGUUCAAAGGCUCCAGAAAGGGGAAAAGGCGGCAAAAAGAGUCAAUAUAGGAUGAUAGGAAAAGCAAGAAUGUUUUGAAAAAUAUAUAAGAUUUUGAGGAAAUUGUUAGAAAACUUUUGAGGAUCCCUAAAGAUCGCGCUAUCAUGGCGUUCAUUAUUGAAAUUAUCAUCAAGCUUCUUAAAAACCGUUCUAAGCAACUUAGGAUUCGUAGAAUGUCGGGAGAAAUGAAAAAUUUCAACUUGAUCAAAAUGAAAAAAGUUCAGACUAUCGAUCCGAAAGGAGACCUUGCCCUGUCGGAGACGCUCUUGGCGAUCGCCGAAAUUGUCAAACAUCAGGACGAAGAUAGAUUGGAUGAAGUUUUCAAGUGGUAUUCUCAGAUCAACUAUCGCGGCACUAUCUACAAAGGAUUGGGUGAACUAAAUUCUGUUCAAAAAAGUUUGAAUCAGGUUGAAAAUUCGUCUAAUUCAAGCGUGGUUUAAUAGAAAGAGCCUUUUCUUCAAAUUUAUCAAAAGAAAACACCUAUAACAUGAGCAAUAAUGAACAAAAUAUAGGAAUUCUACUUUCUGGGUCAUUUUUUGAAGAAAAGAUUCUCGAAGCUCUCCCACGUAGUCCUUUGAACCAUUAUAAAUAAUAAAAGUGAAAAUAUUCAUUUUCUGGAAAUAAAAAGAUCCAAGACUUCCUUACAUGAUGAGAAAGAUUCUGGGCCUAUCUAAAGUCUCUAAUUCUCUAAUCUCUCCCUUCUUUUUAUCCUCUCUAGCUCAAGCCAAAGUCACAAAGGUCGGGCGCAAAAAAGUGAAACGUCAACCUCAAAUUUCAGCCCAAAUCCACGCCUGGUAUAGGAAAUUGAUCUACGAGGAUAGGAUCACCGAUGUUGUGGUGAUUGAUUUUUCGAUUAAUUUGUGAAAUCCUGCAUUUUUUUUCAAGUUCAGCGACGUGAGAUUAGUUACAAGAUUGUCGGAGGUUGACGCCAAUGGAUCUGUGAAAAUGGUGGCGAAUCCAGAAGAGAAUACUCUUCAUCUCGAAUUUUCUAUCAAACUUGUUCUCGUGGGUUUUUUAAAAUCUCAUUUUCGGGCUUUUACAGGUUUUUUUCGUUUCGAAAUGAAGCAAAAUAGGUCCAUUUCAAUCUAUCGUAAAAUCUGCCGAGUCGACAAAAAAAAAAUGGACUCUUGAUACCCUAGGAAAAUUUUUAGUGGUCACUAUAGGGUUUUCACUUUUGAAGAGUGGCUGCUUAAGUGACUAAUAUUUAGUCGUCUCUUUAGGAAGCUAUUAGAAGUGGUACUACUAGACCAUUAAAAACUACUUAAGUUGCCACUUUAGUAUUUUACGUUUUAGUGACCACUAUAGUAGUCGAAGAAGCGGCUACUCAAGUGACCAAUAUUCAGUGGUCUCUUUAGAAGUUCAUUAGAUGUAGUACUACUAGACCAUUCAAAACUACUGAAGAGGCCACUUUAGGGUUUUAUCGUUCUAGUGGCCACUAUAGUAGUCUAAGUAGUGGCUACCAAAGUGUUUAGUGGUUUCUUUAGAAGUCUAGUAAAGGUAAUACUAGUGGAGCAUUGAAAACUGCUGUAGUGACCUUAGUGGCUUCUAUAGAGCUGAUUUGAGUGGCCCCUUUAGGGUCUUCUCCUUGAGGAACCUCUUAAGGCACCGCUAGAGUUUUUCCCCAGCCCACUCCGCUGUGAUUUUUUUAAAUGAAAAAAAAGCAUUUUCUCUAAUAUAUUUUCCAUUGAAAUUCUUUCCAUCCAAUUUAAAAACUUUUAAUAUUUUCCUUUUCCAGAACGAGGACUACAUUUAUGUGGUGGAAAACUUGGGAUUGACCAACCUCCCGUAG
This is a messenger RNA of Caenorhabditis auriculariae, 2159 nucleotides long. Lineage: Eukaryota; Metazoa; Nematoda; Chromadorea; Rhabditida; Rhabditidae. The record is from the annotation of a GenBank genome assembly.